CGGUUACCGCCUGUCAAGUUUUCCCUUCUGUCUGGUCUGGCUCAUCAAGCUUUAGCCAGUUUCACAUGUUUGUUGGUAGAGUGUAGAGCUUUCGGGAGCUUACGUUACGUUAUUAAUCGUUUUACUACGGUUUCUCGGUUUUAUUACGUACAAACUUUACACGAAAUGUGAACUAAACUCAAACUUAUUCGUAUUUAUUUGUGAACUCGUGAUAGUGAUUGUUUAUUUACCGGUCUCAUAAUGCCUGGCUUUAACUUGAUUUUUUUUCUUCUCGUGUUGGUUCACGUGGUUAUCGGCAAGGAAGAUCCAUAUUUCAGUGAAAGCCCGAGGAAUGUGGACGUUGUGCAAGGAAAAUCCGUGACAUUACCUUGUAAAGUGACACCGGGAAUAGGGAUGACGUACUACUGGGAACUAAACGGUUCUAAAAUAGCCAACACAACGCGUCGGCACCAGCAGGGCUCCAACCUUCAUAUAACUCGAGUGGACCGCGAACGCGACUCGGGUCAGUUCACCUGCAUUGCUGAAGACUCGACCUCAUCAUUAGCCGGCUCCAUCCGAAGUUCAGAAGCCUCGCUCAACAUUCAAUGGAUUGACGAAGUGUCCGUGCAGCUCCAGGAGCCAGAAUCGGCUUCGUUCAUAUCGCGUGGGAGCGAUGUCACUCUCAGGUGUCACACGGACGCUUCCGGGGACGUCCAUUACGAGUGGUUUAGGAAUUCAGACCGACUCCUCAAAUCCGACAAAAUUGAAAUCAAAAAGAAAAGACUGCACAUUAAAAAUGUAGGACCUUCGGACAAUGGCGUCUACAGAUGUUUGGCUAAUAACACAGCAGGGGCCAGAUACAGCACUACAAAUUUUGCCCUAGCUGUUGCAGGUGAGGAAACUGCGCUAAUCCAGGUGGUGCCAAGGGACCAGUUGGUACCGCAAGGAGGUACCGCGUAUUUUGACUGCCAGUACCAACAAGCUGAAGUGACCGAAUGGUACUUCAAGAAGGACACAAGGCCACUGGAGAAUGGCAAAAAAUUUGUGAUACACUCAAAUGGUACUCUCCAAAUUAACGAUGUUCAAGGAAAAGACCAAGGGUUUUACAGUUGUGUUGGAAUUCGAAGCGAGUCCACUGAAAUACCUCAAAGCUACAUAGCCGAAUUAAAACUAGCCUACUUGAGCGAAUUCACCGUCAAUUCUUUCGAACCCCCCCUUUCGGAAAACUCAAACCAGGUCGUGGCCCCUGAAGGAGGGCUGUUUCAACUGACUUGCCUCGAACCUGACAGUUUACCCCCGGCGAAAAAAUGGUGGCUCAACACCGGGGGUCACACUGUGUCAGAUUCCGGGGAAGUCCGGGUUGAUGACGGCAGAUUAAUAAUAGAAAAAGUGCGAAUGGACCAUGCGGGGAAUUACACAUGUGUCGCCGAAAACAUGGCUGGGAAAACCGAGAAAAUUAUCGAACUGGUCGUUUUGAACAAACCUGUAGUAACUGCACAACCCCUCAGUGUCACAGUUGACGAAAACGAACCCUCGAUGUUAACUUGUGACUACGAGCCCAAAAACCACUUCACGAUUGUUAAGUGGCGGAAGGAUGGGAAGAGUUUACGACACGAUUUUGGGGAAAAUUCGCUCGAUCGGCAACGAAUUAAAAUUUUUAAACACAACGCUUCUUUAGUGAUUCGAGAGACUGAAAGUCACGACAGGGGCGAGUAUGUGUGUGAGGUGUUGGCUAAGGGUUUUGAACCUGUCUUAUCCGAACCUGCCACUAUUUCUGUGAUCGAAAAAUUGAAGUUUGUGCCGCCGCCAGUUAACAAAAAACUGGAGCUUGGCAGUGUAGCGAAAGUUCACUGUAAGGCGCAAGGAACACCACCUCCGAUUAUCACGUGGGAGAAACUCGGGGAAAGUUUCGACAAUUCGCGGAUUAUUAGCAUGAAUGGGACGCUUGUCUUUAACGGAGUUUUGAACGAAGAUAAAGGCAAGUACACCUGUGUUGCCACCAACAGUCAAGGAGUUAUCAACGUGACGAUAAACAUCGAUGUUGUUGUGGCGCCAAAAUUUAGCGUGGAACCGAAAAACCCAACCGAAGUCACCGAAGGACAGUCGGUGACGAUUGACUGUGUCGUGGAAGGCGACCCCAAACCGACCAUUCAUUGGGACAAGAAUUUAAAAAUGAAUGAUUUUGAUCACUCGAGGUUUACUGUUUUGGAGAAUGGGACUUUGUUCAUAAGUGAAGUGCACCGAGAGGAUGAAAAUAAGUACGGUUGCACUGCUGGAAAUAGCGCUGGUUUGAAUCGACAAGAAGUACAACUGAUUGUUCAUUCACGUGAUGGCUACCACCCUGAUGGAGAUUCCACCGUAACCAAAGCGGUGCUAAUUACGAUGUCGGUAGCUGGGGCUUAUAUUGUUCUAGUUAUUGGGCUCAUGGUAUGGUGCAGGUACCGAAGAAGGUCCAGAAAAUUACCAGUUACUGAUGCUGCGAAAACUGAAAAUGGUGAAGUGGACCACACUGAACUGAAAGACGGAGCCAACGGCCACUGUUCAGGCACCUCCAAAGUCGCAACCAACGGACUCGAAGCUUUAAAAGAAGGCCAAAAGAGUGACGGUGCCGAAACCACUCAUUCCCAAAGCUCAAAUCAAUCGAAAAAGUCCAAAUCAAACUACGACAAACUCGCGUUAUCCCGAACACACUUAAAAGAAAUGAAACUAAUCGGCCGAGGAGAAUUCGGCGAAGUCAUGGUGGCCAAAAUUUCCAAAAGUGCCCUCUUGUCCGAAAAACGCAACUCUCAAGCAACCACCCCACCAAUCGAAGACAAGGAACUGCCAGUCCUAGUGAAAGCUCUGAGCCACACCAAGGACGAAAACUCGCUAUCAGAGUUCAAGCGCGAAAUUGACAUGUUUUUGAAACUAUCCCACGAAAACAUCACAAAGAUUUACGGACUGUGUCGUGAGGCCGAGCCCCACUACAUGAUCCUCGAACACACCGAUUGGGGCGAUUUGAAGCAGUUUUUGGUGGCGACCCAGAAAGGCUCGCCGCCGCCACUGACCCCAGUGCAGUGCGUGGCAAUAGUACACCAGCUGUGUCAAGGUUUGGACCAUUUGGCCACUUCUCGCCUGAUCCAUAGGGAUUUAGCGGCAAGAAAUUGUCUAGUCACUUCCACGUUAAAAGCCAAAGUUGGUCUUCCGCGACUUACGAGGGAUCCCUACAGUCAGGAAUACUGCAAACAUGUGAACCACAUAAUUCCGCUGCGGUGGUUGCCCUACGAGGCUGUUUAUGAGGACGAGUACUCGACAAAGAGCGACGUGUACUCGUUUGCCGUCGUCAUUUGGGAGAUUUUCAACCAGGGCGAGCUGCCUUUCCCCAAAAUGAACGACACGAGUUUCCUAAAUAAGCUCAAAGAGAAGAAACUCGAGUGGAAGCCGCACUCGUCCACGCCUGAAUCUUUACAAAAGUUACAGGCGUCCUGUUGGGACAGUAAUCCGCAAAACAGGCCGACGUUCUCCGAAUUAGCGAAAGAAAUCGAAGAGGUACUUAAGUCUAUGUAAAUACGAUAAUUUAUUAAAGAGUCAUCUAAACCAAAUUUAGGAUACGAAAUUCAAUAAUCAUGUAAGCUUCCAGUUUAUGAAAGAAUUAUAUAAGCCUUAUGCAAUGUUGAGGAAAUUGACUGUCUCAUUGUGUGUACUAUUGUAAUAUUAUUAUUUAUGUUAGGGUAAGUUCGAUGAGUUUGAUCUCAAAUCUAAACUGGCUAAAGAGGUUAUAAAAUUGUACAUAUCAUUUCGUUUAAGUCUGUAGGUAGUGUAAAAAGCAUAUCAUUAAGGUAAUUUUAAGUUAAUGUUAGUGUAUAUUGAUUGUCUUGAGCCACAAAGCACUGCCAAAUACUCUUGGAGACAACGUAAUAUACAAUCGAGCGCAUAGACUGUUUUACAAUAAAAGCUCCCAAUAAUGUAACGAUUCUCGUCAAUCAUAUUCCAAUUUUAACAAGUGUUCUUUGCUCAUAGCUUUUUAUAAUGCACUUUUAUAUAUAGUGGGGUAGUUUACAGUUUGUUUUUUCUACUUACUGUAGGUCUGUAGACGAAUUCACAAUAAGUAUAAUAGCAUGAUAUUCAUAUGUACGUAAUAGCCAAUAAUGCUUCUUAAUUCAGUCAGUGUAGGAAAAAGUCUGGAAUCUUUAAGGGCUGGAAAGACCAGUGUUUUCGACAACUUUUUGAGCAACAACUAAGUGUUUUAUGUUUGUACUUAAUUCAUAAAUGUACAUUAUAAAGAAAUAUUGUUAAUUAUCAUAAUCCACUCAAAUGUGUGAGGACUAUUACACACUUGUAUGAUACAUGAUCUGUCCAUAUUUAGUGAUGUAGCUUUUUAUAAUGAUUUUAUACUGUAUUGUCCAUUUUUAUAUAAUUAUGCAUAAUCAUCUCUUGUGAUAUGUAUUCUAAAUUAAAAAAUAUAUACCAAA
Molecule: messenger RNA, 4430 nt
Organism: Tribolium castaneum (red flour beetle)
Lineage: Eukaryota; Metazoa; Arthropoda; Insecta; Coleoptera; Tenebrionidae
Product: tyrosine-protein kinase-like otk
Exons: 14
Coding region: 241-3525 (1094 amino acids)
Biological process (GO): homophilic cell-cell adhesion; axon guidance; dendrite self-avoidance
Cellular component (GO): plasma membrane; axon
Molecular function (GO): protein tyrosine kinase activity; ATP binding; cell-cell adhesion mediator activity
Source: RefSeq, a predicted model, not a curated record